This is a messenger RNA of Eremomyces bilateralis CBS 781.70, 465 nucleotides long. RefSeq names its product ankyrin. Lineage: Eukaryota; Fungi; Ascomycota; Dothideomycetes; Eremomycetales; Eremomycetaceae. The transcript has a single exon. The record is from RefSeq and is a predicted model, not a curated record. Gene Ontology annotation, molecular function: protein binding. The annotation marks the transcript as partial.
AUGGGUGCGGAAUUAGUCUACACGUUAUCACUUCGUGGUUAUCAACAUCUACUCCGAUAUGUCCUGGCCGAGGGCGCCAACAUCAACGCGCAAUGCGGGCGCUACGGCAACGCGCUCCAAGCAGCAGCAGUAGGGCUUGGAGGCAACAAGGAGGUGGUCGAACUGCUGCUGGCCCAGGGCGCCGAUAUCAACGCGCAAGGCGGGGUGCACGGCAACGCGCUCCAAGCAGCAGCAGCAGCAGGGUUUGGAGGCAACAAGGAGGUAGUCGAACUGCUACUGGCCCAGGGCGCCGAUAUCAAUGCGCAAGGCGGGAGGUACGGCAACGCGCUCCAAGCGGCAGGGUAUAGAGGCAACAAGGAGGUGGUCGAACUGCUACUGGCCCAGGGCGCCGAUAUCAAUGUGCAAGGCGGGGAGUACGGCAACGCGCUUCAAGCAGCAGCGUAUAGAGGCAACAAGAAGGUGGUC